CUAAUGAAUUAAUUCAACAAUUAACUGCAGAAUGUGGAGGAGGACAUGUUCAAUUUAAUAACGAAAUAGAGGAAUGGUGCUCUGUAAUAUCAGAACGACUGGAGAAGAUACUUGGAGAAAACCAUGGAGAAUUUCUUACAUGUGAAAUAUUUUACGAUGCAGAAGAAACACUGCACUGCUGGAUGAAGAUCAGAGCAGAUCUUUAGCUUCACUCAGAAUGAAGAAGGAAGAUUCUGAUGGUGUAAGUGUCACCAGAGAAGAGAAGCUGAACUUGGUGUUGUGUGGAAGUGAUGAAAACCUGAAGAAAUCCUUAUUAAAACUAAUAGAAGAGAAGAGGAGAGAUGUGGAUCUUCAUGAUCGUCAGAUCAGUGUGAUAGAGCUUCCAGCUCUGACUGGUCUCUCAAUAGAGGAAGUGAUGUGUCAGUCUCUCCGCUGUGUGUCUCUCGGUCAUCCUGGAGUUCAUGUUUUCAUCCUCAUUAUUCCUGACGCUCCUCUCAAUAAUGAAGACAGAGCAGAAACAGAGAAGAUCCAGAAGAUCUUCAGCUCCAGAAUCAACAAACACAUCCUGAUCCUCAUAAAGCAGAGCUCAGAGCGUCAGACAGAAGAACUCAGUGAAGAAACACAGUCUGUCAUUCAGAGGUUCGGAGGAAGACAUCAGCUCUUUGGUCCCAAAACACAGGUGUCCACAUUGAUGGAGAACAUUGAGCAGAUGCUGGAAGAAAACAGAGGAGAGUGUUUCUCCACAGAGAUGUUUCUGGAGACACAGAUGAAGAAACUGAUGAAAUAUGAAGAGAUGAAGAAGAAAACUGACUCAUUAGAGACACAUUUACUCUAUCAGGUAUGA
Carassius auratus (goldfish) is the source of this 844-nucleotide messenger RNA. Its product is annotated as GTPase IMAP family member 4-like. Gene Ontology annotation, molecular function: GTP binding. The transcript has 3 exons. The record is from RefSeq and is a predicted model, not a curated record. Lineage: Eukaryota; Metazoa; Chordata; Actinopteri; Cypriniformes; Cyprinidae. Bases 218 to 844 code for a protein of 208 amino acids.